AUGCCCCAGUCCGACAACCAGCCCGUCUGCCCCAAGUUCCAGCCCAACAUCUUCGACCGCUCCCGCUGCCACGACUGCCUGCGACAGCAGCACCUGCACGCAGAGGCAUCACAGCAGAAACCCACAGCAGCGGCUGGGACGGGGCUGAAGGGGGGGCUGUUAACGCCGGUCCCAGCGCAGGCAGAGGAAAGAGAGGCCAGCAGCAAGGACGACUCGGACGCGCCGUCCGUGGUGAGCAGCUACUGUGAUGUCAUCGGAGGCCAUCUGGGGAACGGGCCGGGCUCCUUGUGCAUCCUGAGCGCCGACUGCGAGCUUUUUAUCUGGGACGACGACAGCACAGACAGGUCGCUGGUCUCGUUCUCUCCUCCUCCCUCGCUCCCGACUCGCCCCAUCUGUCACCUCUCUACCGUCGCCAUUCUUCCCUGUAGCUGUCGGGACCAGAGUGACUCCGUCAGCGCCGAGGACGACGACCUGCCGACCCGUCGCCGCUCAAGCACACUGGACAUGACCCGGCUGGACCCACCGCCCCACCGGCCCACCCCUCGGGCCUGGAUGGAGGAGUCCCGGAGCCGAGACGACUUGAGCCGGCGCUCAGGAUUACGAGACGAUCGUCCGAGGCGUGAAAGUGGCUACUUCUCCCUGGGGAGGGCAGCGGGGGCCCGUUCGCUCCGUGACAGCAGCCCGCCUGCUCCUUUCCGCCAUUUUGAGAGAGGACAUCCCAUCUUCAGCCACAGAAGUGUAGAGCCCAAAGACACCAUCCCCUUCAGGAACCCCAACCUCGGCGUGGCGUCUGAAAGGCAGGUCCCGGACAACCUGGACGAGGACCUGCCGCUGGAGAUCCUUCCUCCUGACCCUUAUGAAGUCGCAGUUGAAGUCGAAGCCCAAGUCGGCCCCCGCUCACCAAGCCCGACCCCUUUUAAGAUCGCUGAGUCACUUGCCUCAAACACCCGAAAAAGGUUCAACAGUCCAGGAGCUCAAGGAACCUGGUCUUCUUCCCACCAGCCGGGACGCUUCGAGGCCUCGAGGCAAAGCUCAGCUCUGCAGUCUCGAUCUUCUUCCCCCUCCCGUGGAAGCUUAGCGUUCAGACGCAGCGAGUCGACGGCCUCCCUCAGCAGGCACGGCUUCGAUGAUGGAGGGAAGUUCAAAGGGGCGGAGCCAGGAAGGAGCUCACUGCAAAGCACCCGAUGCGUGGAGUCAGGAACUCUGCCACGGAACUUUAAAGCCUUCGCUGGUUCCGUCAAGUCCCAGUCCGGCAUGGUUUCUGACUUUAGGAGUGCUUUGAGGCGAACAGAAGCCAGUGGAUCUUUGAGCAGUCGCGGCUGUGAUCGCAGAAGCUCGCCCCCCUCCAGGAGGGAGUACAACCCUCCAGGCCAAAUGUCUCCUCGUAAAACCGAGAGCAGCAGCUCCUCUCCUGUCCGCCAACGCGCCGCUCGUACCUCCUCCCCACCCAGAGUGUCUGACAACAGAUCCUCACCCCCACGGAGAACCUUCGGUCCGUCCGCCCAAAGCUCCCUGCGUCAAUCUGAAUCGGUUACGUCCCUGAAUGGACACGGUCACUACGGACGCUGUGGUUCUCCAAUAAGGGAAGGCUACGACAUCGAAAGUCAGGCCCAGCUGAGACGUUCAGCGGGAAGGAAUGGACAGGACUAUGAGGAAUACGAACAGGACAGAAGUCACGAAGCACCAGGUCGAUCCAUACUCCGUAAGACGGAGGGCAGUACCAGAGGCAGCAACAGCCGAAGUCCUUCCCCUGGGAGAAGAGGACUUGAAGCUCCCGCUCGUUACCAACCCAAAAAAGCAAACAGCAGCAGCUUGUUGAACGUGCGCAGUCAUGAAGGCCGGAACUCGUCUCCGUCCAGACGGAGCCGCGAAGCUCCUUCUCUGCUGCGCACGUCUGAGCUCAACACGAACCGUGACAGCCACGCUUUGCUGCCAUCGCGGAGAAGCUAUGAUGCUCCUCAAGCGCGUUCACCGCACAGACCAGAACCAAGCAGAACCCUGAACAGCAGGACGCCUGACAGACACCGUUCUCCUCCCAGAACAGGCCCCAGGGACGCGCCGGGCUACUCGCUCCUGAGACACGCCACCAACGCAGACGCCGUUCGUUCCUCCCACAGGAGAGUGCCCUUCAGCGAGUCGGAGCCAGACUCUAAACACUCACCGCGGUCGUGGAGGGAAUCGACUCCCGCCCGCAGCGCUUCGCCCUCUAGACAGACCACAAAGAGCAGCAGAGUCACACUAGAACCGCAGAGGAGCCCCAGCAGGUACAGAUCUGGGGUCAGCAGACACUGCCCUUCUCCCGGGGACAGGACGCUCCCUCAGUCACCUCCCACGCAGAUGCGCAGACACACCUCCUCCCAGAGCUCCAUGGAGUCGUCCGAGUCCGGCCAGGUGUCGGUCGGGUCCACGGGCCGGAACAGGGAGGAGUACGCCACGAUGGCCGACCUGCCAAAGGUCAAGAGGAUCCAUCAGAUGGAGGAGCCCGGACACGUGGGGCCUCAGAGCCAGCUGUGCUCUCGUAGACAGGAGCUCUUUAAACCAGCCAGCCACUCGCUGAGCAAACACCCGUCCACAGAGCGGCUCGAUGCGCUCGACUCCGACAGAGACUGGUCCCACGGCGGCUUCCUGUCUGGAGCCCAGUCCACGUCCCUGCAGGUCCGGAUCUGUGGUCCCUGUGAGUCGGGCUCUGGGUCUGGGGCUCUGGGUCUUGGCUCACGUCGCCCGUGUCUUUGCAGUGUGGCAGCCGCACAGCGGACGAGGACCGGCGCCGGGCGGAGGGGAUGCAGGUACGUGGGACACGUGUCCGUGGAUGCGCCCACGCCCACGCACGCGCUCACGCACACGCGGCUGCUCGUUACGUUUGUCCCGUGGGAGCGGAACUUGGACGCGCAGGCUCGUUGCGCCUCCAACCUCACCUACAGCCGCAGGCGGUUCAUCAGACGCAGCUUUGCCAGUUACGGUUUGCUGAGACAUGUGCUGGAAUUCUUGAACUGAAACCAAGAGGGGACCGGAGGAGGAGGAGGGGGGCGCGAGCGCGGAUAGCGUCGGUGAGGACGGUGUAGCAG
This is a messenger RNA of Betta splendens (Siamese fighting fish), 3065 nucleotides long. Its product is annotated as serine/arginine repetitive matrix protein 2. The record is from RefSeq and is a predicted model, not a curated record. Bases 1 to 2994 code for a protein of 997 amino acids. NCBI's taxonomy places the organism in Eukaryota, Metazoa, Chordata, Actinopteri, Anabantiformes, Osphronemidae. The transcript has 5 exons.